ACAACCUUGCCGAAUACAUGUAGCCCAUAAUUUUCCAUAGCUUCUGCUAUCUCGAGUGAAUUCACAAUUGUGAAAUUGUGAAUGAAAAUGAAUUUACGUUGAAAAACAUAUUAAGUGCUUGUUGACGUGAUCCGCGAUAACGCGAUUCACAUGUCGAUCAUGUUGUAAACAGAGAAUUACCUUCGGAAGUAGCGGAAACGUACGUCAAAAGGAGGUUAAAUCGGAGUAAAUCAUCUCGGAAAGCGUAUUACAUCAUUAUUUUGCAGAAUUUUGAGCGUUAAUGCUCAUAAUACACCGAUGAGCUAUGCGGCAUCAGGUUAAACCAUACCCUUCACCAGUUUUUCCGCUUGAUCCAUCUAUCGCUACGAGCUACGGUAUCUACCCACAUUUAAGAAAUGUCCGCGGUAGAGGCAACACCGUUCAUCCGCACCAUCGAGUGGGACAUGAUGGACAAAACCAAAUUCUUCCCCCUCAGCAUGCUGUCCUCGUUCUCGGUCAGGUGUUGCCUGUACCCUCUGACAGUGAUCAAGACUCGCCUUCAAGUGCAAAGACAAAAUCACAUGUACAAUGGCAUGAUAGACGCAUGUAGAAAAAUUUACAAGCUGGAAGGCAUCACGGGACUCUAUCGGGGUUUCUGGAUAAGCUCCAUUCAAAUCGUCUCCGGGGUAUUUUACGUAUCGACAUACGAGGGAGUACGCCACUUGCUCACGCAGGACACUUCCGUUGGGCGCGUUGAUUCCAAGGUCAAAGCGUUGAUCGCCGGCGGUGCUGCCAGUCUCGUCGGGCAAACGAUAGUCGUUCCUUUCGACGUUCUCAGUCAGCACCUGAUGGUCCUCGGGAUAAACAGCACCAAGCACGGCAGAGUGCACGUAGACAAGAUGGGAAUGAAUCCGUUAGGUCUGACCCUUGAAUCCGGGAAGACUCGUGCGCAAAUCUCCGCCGAAAUAAUAAAAUUAAUUUAUCAGAGGGAUGGUUAUCGUGGCUUCUAUCGAGGGUACGUGGCGUCUCUGUGCGCAUACGUACCCAAUAGCGCCCUUUGGUGGGGGUUGUAUACAGUCUAUCAAGACGAACUUAUAAGGCUGCUUCCUGGAUGGUUCUCGCAUUUGUGUAUACAGGCGAUGGCCGGCACGUUGGGGGGUUUCACGACCACACUCAUCACGAACCCCUUGGACAUCGUGCGGGCGAGAUUGCAAGUGCAACGAUUAGACAGCAUGCUAAGUGCGUUCAGAAUACUAUGGAUCGAGGAAGGACUACACAUGUUUACCAAAGGACUUUCCGCGAGGCUCGUACAAUCCGCUUGUUUUAGUUUCUCCAUAAUCUUAGGUUACGAGACUAUCAAGAGAGUAAGCAUAACCGAAGAGUACAAGAGUUACAUUCGGUGGUGAGCUUUUGGAAUUACUAUUAAUACGAUUAAUUUCGUACGGAUGGAAUAUCGUGUGUUUCAUCCGCGAUUUUUUUAUACGACUGCGAUGCGCCUUUCAUUGUGUACAACUUGUUAAGCAUCAAAGAAGAGAUCACAACUUAAUUAUUAAUGAUGAAAACAUCCCGCGUGAAAGAAGCUACAUUCAACUAAAAUAAUUUUCUUCGGCUAUGGAAUGUUAAGUUGUGCUUAGAUUUAUAUUACGAUGCUAUCUCUCUUCAUCACACGAACAAAUAAAAAGGUAUAGAUUUUGCUGAAACAUUAAAAAUUUAG
Messenger RNA from Pogonomyrmex barbatus (red harvester ant), 1693 nucleotides. Its product is annotated as solute carrier family 25 member 44. The record is from RefSeq and is a predicted model, not a curated record. Gene Ontology annotation, cellular component: mitochondrion. Gene Ontology annotation, biological process: branched-chain amino acid catabolic process; branched-chain amino acid transport. Gene Ontology annotation, molecular function: branched-chain amino acid transmembrane transporter activity. Lineage: Eukaryota; Metazoa; Arthropoda; Insecta; Hymenoptera; Formicidae.